Molecule: messenger RNA, 6011 nt
Organism: Bursaphelenchus xylophilus (pine wood nematode)
Lineage: Eukaryota; Metazoa; Nematoda; Chromadorea; Rhabditida; Aphelenchoididae
Source: the annotation of a GenBank genome assembly
AUGAUUUGGGUUGUGUUAAACGCGAUUCGCGUUCUCGUCGUGGUUGCGUGUUUGGCGGUGGAUGAUGUAACGGGUUAUGGUAAGAUUUUCUGUCAUGAUGAUUUUCAGACUUUUGGCAAAACUUUGCGUAAAUCCACAAUGUUUUUUGAAGCAAUAUUUACAGGGGAAUUAAUCCAAGUGCGACGCUCAGAUUUUGAUGAAAAUUGGCACAAAUUUAGAGUAUUUUUUUUCAAAGAUAUAUGCGAGAAUCCUAGCUCGCGCUUUGCAGAAACAACCGAGAUUUUUAGAUCGAAAGUCGGCGAAAAUUUAGGACUUUUUGCCGAAUUUCGACACGAAAAGUUUCAUGCCUAUUUCUGCCGUAAAGUAUAAUGUUUCUACAAAAAAUCAAUUUUUUUCGCACGGAACUGCCAAAGUUAUGGCCAAAAAGCGUUUUUCUCUCUGACCGCUCUCCACGUUUAGCGUGCUCUCUCGGCGGCAAAAAUCGUUCGAUAACUCGGCGGCGCCGGCAAAGCGCGAGCUAAAACUUUCAGGAAUUGAUAUUUAGUCCAUACCCGACGUGUGUGCAAAAUUUAAAGAAAAUCUGAGCGUCGCACUUGGAGUACUUCCCCUGCAAAAUAUUUUUCGAAAGCAAUCUUUAGUUAAAAUUUUCAAUAAUUUUUUCAACCUUCCAGCCAGCUCUGCGGACCCUCGAGACGGUCUAAAACAUGAUCAAGUCCCUCAAGUUCGGUUGACCCGCGAUAUCCUUGGUCCCGGUAGAUAUGACAUCCGGGUUCGACCGGUUCAGAAUCACUCAAGACCCCUGAAAAUCUACAUCAGCAUGAGUUUGUAUCAGCUAAUUGAUGUGAACGAGCCUUCGCAAUUCAUUCAAAUGAACAUGUGGAUGAUUCAGAAAUGGGAAGAUGAGAUGCUGGAUUGGGAUCCGAGAGAUUACAGUAUGAUCAACACCACGAUCCUGCCGCAUAAUGUGAUCUGGAUUCCGGACACUUAUGUGAGUUUGGGAAGGCAUUUCUGCCGCCCACGACACGCCUCUGACGUACAUUUUUUUUAAUUUUUUUCAGCUCUACAACAGUGUUGUGAUGGCCGCCGACGAGACGGAGCGCUACAUGAACAUACGAGCGGACACACUUUUUUGGGAGGGUCGUCGAGGAUCUCAUAUAUCCUUUUUGUAUCCAGCCAUCUACACAGUCACUUGUCGUCUGAAUAUCCGAUACUUUCCGUACGAUCAGCAGAAUUGCACGCUAACUAUCAGCUCGUGGACCAACAGUAAAUCGGCAUUAGAUUAUUAUGCUGACCCAGAAGUAAACAUGGCCUCGUUUAUUCCGAAUGAGGAAUGGAAGGUCAUAUCGUUCAAGGUGUUUCGACAUGAGGUAAGUGAGUUUGAUGGUCGUGCAGUUAAACCUCUGAAAAACGAAUCGAAAAAAGGAGCGAAAAUAUUGUUCGUUGAAGAAAGUUUUUGUUGUACGGAGGUUUAUUUUGCCCAAAAAUUGAGUAAUAAUAGUCUGUCGGGAAAAUAAUGAGCGAAAUGUCGCUGCGCCGAUCGUGUCGCUGAAGUGAAAAGCAAUUUGAUUUUGCCGUGAUGCAAUUCAUUUUCUCGACGGCGAUGCAAUUGUCGGUGCAACAGAGUGCUCAUUAUUUUCCCGACAGACUGAUAUAAUAGGACCGUUGAAAUUAUUCGUUAAAAAAGUUUUCGCCAUACAUAGGUUCUACUGUCCCUUUUCCUUUUUUUUAAAUUCUGUGAUACACUGGAGCCCCUAUACAACAAGUCUCAGUACACCGUUGUAGAUGUAGCCAUCUCUCUAUUAUGAACAAUGGAAUCUGUCUAGAGCAAAGUUCAGUAUAACAAAACCCCUCUAUGACGAACGAUUUUAAAGGUCCCAAGGGUCAAUUUCAUGCCGAAGUGAAACUUCAUCUAGCUAAACCCUUUUAUAAAAAAAUGAUUCUUUCUCAUUGCGAUUUGGUGUACUCAGAUUUCACUAGGUACAUUCUAGUUCCAUUUGCAAACUCGCUGGAGUGGUUUUUGCGAUAUUCACUGUGCGAAAACAAACGUUUACUUUGCACUCUGCAAUUUCUUGCUUUUGGCACCGUGCAAUAGGAGUUUUUGGACCGUCACUGCCCCUGACUUUUUUUGCACAGUGCUUGUCUCCAAAAAUCACUCCAGCGAGUUUGCAUACGGAACUAUAAUGUACGCAGUGAAAUAUGAGUACACCAAAUCGCAAGGAGAAAAAUAAUUUUUUUAGAGAAGGGUUUUGCUAUAUGAGCUUUUACUUUGGCAUGAAAUUGACCUUUAGGACCUUUAAAAUCGUUCGCCAUAGAGGGUUUUUGUUAUACCGAAGGGGCUACUAACGAGCAAUUUUAUAAGUCCUAAUGGUCAAUUUCAUGGCAAAAUCAGUCUCCGAUUAGCGAAACCCUUCAAUAAAAAGUGACUUUUUUCUUGUGAUUUUGCGUACUGAGGUCUCAUUGUUCUGCAUAUGCGAUUUUGACCUUUUUCAGUACAAAUACGCCUGUUGUCCGGAGCCUUGGGUGAUUCUGGAAGCAUCGAUUGUCAUCCGCCGCAAACCUCUGUAUUACGUCGUGAAUUUGAUCAUCCCCACCUCUAUCAUUACACUUGUCUCAAUUACGGGCUUCUUCACCCCGGCCAGCACGGCCGACGAUCGGACGGAGAAGAUCAACCUCGGUAUUACUACUGUAGGUCCUAGAUUUAUAUUUUGUGAAAUAAGAAACUUCUGUUUCAGCUUCUUGCCAUGUCCAUUUUGAUGUUGAUGAUCUCGGAUCAGAUGCCAACAACAUCCGAUUUUAUACCUUUAAUUGGUAAGCGAUCUUCGUUUAGCAAUAAAUAAUUUUUUUCAGCAUGGUUCUACCUCUCGAUCAUCAUCAUCAUCUCGAUUGGCACCUUCCUAACCAGCGUCAUUUUGAGUAUUCAAGGGCGUCGACAGUACGGAAAAGUGCCUCCGAUCUACGUUAGAUAUUGGUUCUUCUGCAAAUUCACUGCCUGGUUCUGCGUUGGGGUCCCGCCACCGCUGGCGGUUUUAUGGGAAGAGUUGCAUGUAAGUCAAAAAAAAAUGCUUUUUUAUUUGAAAGUCAUACUAGUCCGUUCGUAAAAAUCGCUGUGAUUUCGGCGACUUGCAAUGUGAAAAAAACAAAGUUCAUUUUGCACCGUGCAAUGUCUUGCUUUUUGCACUGUGCAAUACAGUGACGGACCUGAUCCAGUAGCAAAAAACGUAUCAUUUUGCAUCCGGGAAAUGUCAAAAAUGUAGCAAAAUGCGGGGCUUCGGUAGUUGAGCCCCCCACGAAAGGUAGUUCAAACCCCCACUGUUUUUCCCGUUUCACACCCCACAUAAUGAACAGGGGUUUGAUCUACUACGUUGGGGGUUUGAUCUAAAACGUAGGGGACUUGACCUAAAACGUAGGGAGCUUUAUCCAAAAAGUAGGGGGCUUGAUCUGAAACGUAGGGGGCUUGUGCUGGUCCAUACAACUUGGAUUAAUUCUUUGAAAUAAAUUUUGGGGUUUAGAAUGGACGAGGGGGUUUGUACUGGGUCAUGGGGGGCUAAACUGGACUGGGGAGGCUGUACUACCUUAGCCCCCAAAAUGCCUCCAUCUUCAACUUAAAAAAAUUCCGGUUUGAAAAGCGCGCGCGCCCUUUCCCUCAAAAAAAGAGCGGGAGCGCUUUUGAAAUCGCAGUUUUUUAGCGAGAGAGGGAGGCAUUUUGCUACAUUUUUUUGAUACUUCCCGGAUGCAAAAUGGUACGUCGUUUGUUACGGGUCUGUCACUGUACGCUUUUUUGGGCUGUAUCUAGCACUCUGACAUUUCUUGCACAGUGCAAAGGCCAAAAAUCACUACAGCGGCUUUACGAACGGACUAGGAUUUAAAAAUUUCACUUUCAAACGCCCACAGCUCCAGUCAAAACGAAAAUUUCAACCAAGCGCUGAUGCAAAAAGUCUCAGAAUUUUGUGUAGCAACCUCAGUAAAUUCUUUUUUCGAAAAAUUUAACGUUAAGUAUUUUUCAUAUGCCUCGCUUAUUUGGGGUUUCAGACCAGGCUGAAGAAAAGUCAAAAAGCACUGUUUCUUUACUUGAUCCUUCUCGUUUCCCUCUUAUCUGAAAAGUCGAUCAUUCAAAUCGGCACCUAGGGUAACCAACACGGGUACCCGAUUCGGGAGAAAUUUUCUAAGUUUCAGCGGUUUCGGCUCGAAAAUAAUUCUUCAAAACUUUGGAAGGCAGAGAAAGGUCAAUUCAAAAUACAGUUUUUAAAAAUUUAAUCCGUUGAAAAUGGCAGGUCAGCUCCAGAAAGAUCUAAAUCUUGAAAAUCGGCGAUCUAAAGUUGAGAAAAAUCGGCGGAGUCUCCGCGGAGAAAUCCAAAGAAAAAACUUACCCGUUUCGAGUGGCCCACCCUGUAGAUCACCAAAGUCUGCUGACAAUGACUCAGAGUUUGCUGACAACAAUCUAGAUUUUUUAAAUCCUUUCUCGUCGUAUUAUUUCGCUUUCCAGGACCACCCUUACUACACGUACAACAAGCGGAAAAAAAUCAUCUCAGUGCCAGGCGCACUACUCCCGGAUCGACCGCCUCUAAAUGCAAGUGAAAAUACUGAAAUCUUUAUUGCUAAAAUACGAUGAUUUUAAUGCUAUCGUUUUUUAGAGUUACCACAGUAGGCAAGAGAAACAACUCGAUUCUCCGGGAUCUCCAAAACUAUUGGCGAUCCCAACGCCCGCUUCAACGAGGUCGAGGAAAAAUUGGCUUCGCGUUGGGAGUGCCAUUCAAAAACACAAGGCCACAUUGGAUGAUAAGAUCGUGGUGCCGAUGAUUGACAUCAGCACGCCGGGAUCGGUGUCGAGCAGCGCGACCAAUUCGAGGAGGGCGUCAAUGUGGGAUCAGACGGUGGCCAGUGUUAGUGUCGCUACGGGGCGAUUGAUUGGUAAGAAAUUAGAAGAAAAGUGUUCAAAAUAAGCUUGAAUAUCAUUCUGUCGGGAAAAUAAUGAGCACAAUGUCGCAUCGAAAAUCGUCGCUGAGAAAAUGAAUUGUGCCGCGACAAAAUCAAAUUGCUUUUCACUUCAGCGACGUGAUCGGUGCACGUCAAACUGAGAUAAGCUAAAACAGUCCGGUGGAUUGGUAAUUUGCCAAAAAAAGAUGCGAAAAAACGUUUUGUCGGGGAAGAAAUGGGGAUUUUUUGGGGCGAGAGAGUACGUUUUUGCGUGUCUCUUUUCUCUCUUUCUCUGCAAAAUCAAGCCGAAGUGUAAAAAACCGAUAGCGAAGAGUCUAUUCCGGUCACCGGACUCCUCAGUUUGACGUGCGGUGUAGCGACAGAGUGCUCACUAUUUUCCCGACAGGCUGAUAUUUGAAACCCCUGCAUAGGUCACAUAUAAAUCCAUGAGAAGUUUAUCUCGCGCUUUGCAAGCACAGCCGAGAAAUUCAACGACAUUUGUAGGCGCAAAAAACGAAGAGGGUAGUCAGAGAGACAUUUUUUUAUCAUUUUUUUUUGUGGAAAUAUUACCGGGAUUACUUGUAAUGGACAGUGUGAAAAAAUCGCAAAAAAAUCAAAAAUUUAUGCUUAUCUUUUACACAAGAAAGUUGCUUUUUCCACGCUAAACUCAACGAUAUAGGGAACAAUAGGGUUCUCUCUGACCGCUCUCCGCAUUUCGAGUACUCUCUUGUCCGCAAAGACUGUUGAAUAUCUCUGCUGUCUCUGCAAGGCGUGAGCCAAAACUUUUGUAAACUCAUAUAUGGCCUAUGCACCACACAUGUGCUAAGUUUCAUCAGGCAUAUGAAAAAAAGACCUUAAAAAAUUUAAUUCCAGGCCUCGCCGACAAAGACGCGACCGCGCGUCGGACCUCGGCCAUGAUCCAAGCCGACGUCAUGAGCAUGAAGCGGAAACGUCAAUGCUCUCUGGAAUGGGAGUUUCUGGCCACCAUUCUGGACAGGAUAUUCCUGAUCUUCUUUAUCCUAAUCGUGCUCAUCACCACGCUGGGCAUGAUGAUGACGGGUCAUUUGGCGCAGUAUCAAUACGACCUCGAGGGAUGA